Molecule: messenger RNA, 1659 nt
Organism: Aspergillus alliaceus
Lineage: Eukaryota; Fungi; Ascomycota; Eurotiomycetes; Eurotiales; Aspergillaceae
Product: ankyrin repeat domain-containing protein
Exons: 4
Coding region: 1-1659 (552 amino acids)
Molecular function (GO): protein binding
Source: RefSeq, a predicted model, not a curated record
AUGAGAGAAGGAACCAGUUGGAUCAAUGGCUGUGUAUCGACAUACUCAUAUCAUUCUGCUCCUGUGCCCAUUAUUCUGAAAGUUGUGGAUCGCAAGCUACCUAAUUUAGAGAUGUUACGAGUUGUGGUAGACACCUUCCACGCCGACAUUAAUAUCCAAGUGUACAAGAACACCUACACGCGUGGCCAGUACCGCGACAAUCAGCCGAUUCGCAGUGCACUACACACGUUAGCAGAAGGGCAACAUUGGUGGAAUACGGAUGCCAUGCGGUUUCUGCUCCAGCGUGGUGCGAACCUCGACAUACGGAAUCCUAAGGGCGAAACCCCAUUGCACAUUGCGGUAAAAGGGGGAGGGAUAUCGGCAAUUUGCCAAAUGGUCCUGCUGCUUGUCCAGUAUGGGGCUGACCCUGCGUUGGGAGAGCAUCCUGUACUAUACACUGCCAUCCUAAGCCAGGACGUUGAGACUGUUCGUGUCAUUAUUGAGGCGGGCUUCGACUGUCAGAAACCAUUCAAAGAGCAUCUUCCAGAGCUCCUUGACGAAGACGACAGCGAUGAUGACCUAGGGAGAGGUCGCUUUAGCCGGGGGUCUAAGCCGCGUAGUAUGCGAAGGCAAAAAGAGGAAGGCGACCGCAAUGAUUUGCUAUCUCGACCUCUCCAUUUCGCGUGUAGUUCCAGGUUCAAUAAUGCGGCUGAGAGAUACAAGGCUGUGGCUAUUGUGGAGCUCCUUCUCGCUCAAGCAUGCAGCCCUUUUCUUUCCUGUCAAGAAGGGACGACGAUAAUUCAUAAUGUCAUACAUCAAGGAGGUAUUCUAGAACCACUUCUGGACCUACCGGACCUCAAUCUCGAGUACCGGAAUGAGCAGGGACGGACACUGCUACUGGCGGCUUGCCAGGAGGAGAACCGAACUGCUUGGUUUGUCAAGCGAUUCGAUAAUCUUGAGAAGUAUCCACUGCCUUCCGUUCGUAGACCGCAGGUUAUCCGUCAGCUGUGUCGCAUGUUCUCAUUUCCGGAAGUGACAAAUAUGACCACGCAGAAAAUGCGUCUCUGGUGUCGCACUUUGCUAGCCAAUGCCAGAAUCUAUGGCUAUGAACCCUUCCAUCUCGCCGCCAAAGGACGAAUUAUCGGUAUGCUCCAACCGUUGCUGGGCGCAGGGGCAAAUUCUCGAGAGGUAGAACCAGAUGGCAACCCUGUGCUUCAUCAUCUCGCUAUUGCUAUACAAAAGGAUCGUGUAGGACAUACAGCAUCAAUCAUCGAUAGUUUCCUCCGCCUGGGAGUAGACAUAAACGCAAAGAACAAGGCUGGCGAAUCUCCAUUAUUCAGCUAUGUUGGCGCAGGGUCUUAUGAAACCUCGCUUCCCGUUUCAUCGUACGGUAGGAAAGCGGAUGGCGCCGUGAUAAAAAGCUUCCUGGAGGGUGGGGCAAACCUAUUUACGCAGAAUAAUGAGGGCGAGAACUUGUUACAUGUCGCAGCCAAGCUACAGUGUUCCCAUGUUGGCUUCCCAUCCAUCUUUGCAGGCGACGAGCGUUACGUCGACCCUUUUAAAUAUCUAAUGGAGUUGGGUUUGGAUCCGUUUCAAGAGGAUAACAAGCAACGGACUACUGUGGAUGUUGCUGCCGCAUAUGGUAACGAGGCUAUUCUCGCUCUGUCCCAGAAGAAGUAA